Messenger RNA from Penaeus indicus, 9981 nucleotides. RefSeq lists its product as uncharacterized. Bases 40 to 9981 code for a protein of 3313 amino acids. The record is from RefSeq and is a predicted model, not a curated record. The transcript is spliced from 56 exons. Gene Ontology annotation, molecular function: lipid carrier activity. Lineage: Eukaryota; Metazoa; Arthropoda; Malacostraca; Decapoda; Penaeidae. Gene Ontology annotation, biological process: lipid transport.
GAGGUGCGGGCGGUAUGUGGGCAUCCGGAAGCCACGCCCAUGAAGACCCACACCGCCCACGUCCACUCCCUGGCGAGGAGCGUGGUGUCCGCCGCCCUCAACGUCGGCACGCCCUCGUGGGACUUCAGAGACGCGGUGAUGCUAGAGACAGACCACCUGGGCCGAUGCGAGACCCUCUACCGCCUGGAGCACCUCGCCCCCACCCACUACACCGUCUUGAGAACGAGGGACCUUGCAACCUGCCAACCCAGCGCUCAGAACCCCACCAGGAGAGACAUUUCAGUACUUCCGAGACUCGCAGACACAACAGAUUGGAGAUGUCAACACACAUACCACGGCAGCGUCCCCCCCAUCGGCAGGGGACCUCUGCUUAACGUCUCAUGCUCCCAGGACGUCAGGAUCGAAAGCGCGGCCGACUUUGCUUCCAAACUGGACCUGACUUUCAUCGAGGCUCGGCGCAGUAGCUUGGCAUAUGACAAUGCUGUUGGCGUGGUCGAACUCAACCUCAACAACGCUGCCUUCCAACAAGCAAGCGACAAACAACCUUACGACCUCGUCAGGCAACUUCUGCAGGAGAUGUGCGACGAAACGGAACAUCGCGUCACGCCAAAAGCAACCUUAUUCUACCCUACUUUGGUGUCAAGCCUUAAGGAUUUGAGUAAAGAUGAGGUCAUACGUGUCUUCAAGGAGGUGACGUCUGGUGAUAUCUGCGGCCGACAUAACAGGGUUCUAAAACUGUUCGAGGACGCACUUCGUGACUCCACUUCCCCCGCCGCUGCUGCAGCCAAGUGUCAACUGAUGACGUCACGGGCAGUUGUUUACAGGCCCAGCUGGAUAAGCUCUCUAGGGCACGUGCGAGGUCCCACUGAGGACGCCCUUCACACCUGUAUGGAGCUCCUCGAGGGUCCCAACUGGCAGCAGGCCGUCCUUGGCGUGUCAGGGAUGGCGAGAAGGGCGGCCGAGGAGGCGUGCGCGGGCGUCCGUGGGCGGCGACGGUGUGUCCUGAACAACUCUAGGUGUCAGCAAGGUGGUGACAGAUGUGGCCUCGCCCAAGCGGUAGUGGCAAUCAUAGACCAGCUGGCGAGUCGUCUCACCGCCUGCAGCCACGCGGAUGCAGAUGGCGUCCACCAGACGGUGUUGGCAAUGCGAGGACUGGGUAAUGUAGGUGUGUAUGGACGAGGGGUGAGUGAAAUCCUCCGGACGUGUGGCGGGGAUGCGAACGUGAACACAACGGUUCGUGUGGCCGCUGUUAUCGCACUGGGCCGAGGACCUUGCCCAAUGCAGACCACAAACUGGCUGAAGUGGGAGGUCCUUAAUGAAACGGUUGGGGCGGAGCUACGGAUUGCCGCCUUCCGGUCCCUGCACUCCUGCAAUUCUAACGAAGCCGAAGAUGCAGCCAUCCUUAUCAUCAAGAGGGAUUCGGACACCCAAGUCAAGUCCUACGUGAGCAGCUUCGUGCCCAGUGACAGCGAAGGCAGCAAAGACCUCCGUCAGUUUUCCCAGCACCUGAUUGCGAAUCUGACGUCGGUGACAGGCGUUUCGGACACGCUGCUCGAAACCGACGUCGUGUUCCAGAGUUCCUUCUUGCCAAGGAGCGUCGACUUUAACCUGACUUCUUCGUGGUUGAAAUAUUUUGGCGGGAGUGUUCAGUUUGGCGGUCGACUGGAAAAUCUGGAAGACCUAAUCCAGACGCUGUUCGGCCACGACGGCUCGGCGGGGGGCACGGUGCGCGAUUGGGUCGAGUCCCUCCUGCAGAAGCUCCGGGAGGUGUUCACGAGCGCCUCCAGGGACUUCGUCGAGGCCCACCAGAGGGAGAAGAGGAGUUACAAUGUGGAUGACGUCAAGGCCAUUCUAGCCAAAGUGAAGCAGGAGGUGGUGACGGAGUUGCGUGGUUGGGCUUACGUGGCCUUGGGGAGUCAGGAUCACUUCUUCACGUCCUAUGCUCUGGAUCCUCUGACGCUACAGUGGGAGGAUAUGCUCGACCAGUGGCUGGAUCAGUUCUUCGAGGCUACUUAUACUUCCCUUCUCAACUCUAAUGUGGAACUAACAUCAGGAUGGGCGGCGGUGGACGAGUCUGUGAGGUCGUGGAGCCUGCUGGGGACGCCCCUGGAAGUGUCCCAAAGGAUCGGUGGGAUGGCUGCUGUCGGAGGAUAUUCCAAGGUCGACAUCCUGAGCCUCCUGACCAAUCCCAAUUCAGCGACGGUCAAUCUUGCUCUCUCACCUAGCGUGGGCACAUACAUGGUGUCAGAACUAAGCGUCAUAUCUAUGUCCGGAGACGUAACAGCGUCCGUGUCUUCUCCUAACACGGCGGGUUGUGAUGUAACAGCUUCAUUGACUGUCAAUGGCGGUGGCGACAACAUGGAGCUAAAGGUGGACCUCCCAGAGAACUCCUAUCACGGCUACAGCACCCAAGUCACGCGCGCCCUUCGCUACCCACCUGAGAGAGGCCCUGCCUUUGGAAUACAGGCGAUGAUGGCGACGACGACGACGACGAUGACGAUGGUGAUGACGAUGACAGCGGUGAUAAUACCUACGAGCUCUUCGACGGUGAUUUCGAGGACGACGACGAUGAAGGGUAUAGAUGGAGAGUGUCUCGAGAGCGAGAGCAACGCGAAACAGCCAGGGGGCGCUGCAGGAGAGGAGAGGAGGUUCCCCGGCAGGUCCUUCAGGCACAGGACCUGCAACACUGGCCUGGCCGACGUGCUGGGCUUGAUGGCGAGGACGGACACGCGCUGGGCCAAGGGGAGGCACGUGGCGACCUUCCUGAAGAAGAGCUACGUCCACAAGGCUGAGCGGGACAUCACGGGAUACAAGGUGGCUUUCUCGUGGAAGAAUCCUGGCGUCAACUCGCUGUUCCUCGACGCGCACGUGGAGGCCGAGGGUGCCAAGAAGGACCGUAAGGCCGACCUCGUCUUCGGCUUCACGUACAGUCCUCACGUCACCCUCAAGAUCCUUCUCCUCAGCCAGCAGUUCUCAGCCUCGGGAGAAGUGUCAUUGGUGAACGACCCGAACUUGAAGCGUCUGGAGGUCCACGUAGGUUACGGAGGGAACGAGUACGGCUUCAAGGGCGAGCUUCUGAUGGUGACGGACGGAGGCCAGGUGAGUGUGAAGCCCCGCCUGGUGAUCGCCUACCCCGGCACUCAGGAGGACGCGCUGCUGGAGGGCUACAUGGCCAGGUACCUCUCUGAGAAGGUCCGGAGCCUCACCCUCGACCUGUACACCGAAGGGACACUCAAGGAGUACUUCGACGCAGCUCUCAAAGGCACCGUGGAGUACCGAACGCCGGCCAAAGGAGACAGAGUUUUAACAAUCAAGAACUUACACUUUUCCACGCCCCGCCACGCCCUUGGUCUCGAAGCCUCCUUUGCUCUCAGGGACAAGGGUGUAGAAGGCCAAGUGCAGGUCACUUGGGGAGGCCAGGUGGUGGUCCUUGACGGUAGCGUGCUCAACCUCGGCUCGGGGAAGAACGACCAGCACUUCGAGGUCAACCUUCAGAUGCUGUUGCCUGAUCAUCCGCAUCUAGACACGAGGAUCAACUGCGUCACGAAAGUCUACGAUGCGGAGGUGACGAACAACGUGACGAUGGUGGUGGGACCCGAAGCGACCCGCAGAGACUUCCAGAUCAUCCAUUCCACGUCCUGGAGAUUCACCAAGGCCACGACGCCCAUUUAUUCUCCCGGGCACGACCAGGACCCCGCCCAUUCCCUCAGCCACGCCAACGAGCCCGCCCAUUCGCCCGCCCACGCCUACUUAUAUAGCGGUCUUUCGGCGAGGGUCGUGAACAAACUGGAGGUCACCUCCAGAGCCCUAGACGUGACGUGGAAGUUCGACCACACGCUGCAGCUGACGGAGAGGUCCCUCGAGAACCUCCUGAAGGGGAAGAUGGGAGACGAAAACUACAAGAUCAUGACGAAUCUGUAUGACCAGACAGAGGACCUCUUCAAGUACCAUGCGGAGGUCGAGCUGAGCCUCCCUGCGUGGCACUUCAGCUACGUGGACACCCUCCAGCAGCGCUACGAGGGCGACGUGGUGGGCCAGAGCACGACCGUCAUGCCUUCCGGGAGAGUCUACAGCUCCUCCUCCAGGUACUUCAAGGGCAAGGACGGCGACCGGCUGGUGUUCGAUUUUUCCUACGACAUUCUGGUCCGCGAUGGAGUCGAUACUUGGAAGAUUGCAGCGCGAGAGUCCUUCGAGUGGUCUCCCAGCCUCCUUAGCCUCCACUGCGGCGUCGAGAUCGGUGACGUCACGCUCUUCGGCCUCGAGAUGACCCUCGACGGCUUGUCCUCGGGGGAUGUCGACCUCUUCCUCAAGACGUGGACCAGGAACGUGUACGAGAGCGAGCUAUCCCUCAACAGCCUCGGGCCCAAGACGGACAUCAAUUUCAUGGUCUUUGUUAUUCCUCUAAAUCGGGAAAUUAAAAGCAAAGUCGCCCUCGGCCACGACGGCUGCCUCAGCGGGAGCGUGGACGGCGAGUUAGCGUGGGACGUCCGCGGCGACCACACCAAGACGCUCACGGUGUCCUCUGCCAUUCAGUUUCCGGCCGAGACGAGGACGCUUGUGCUUAAGGGCGCGGUGACAGUCCUGACGUGGACGUGGAAGACGGAGCUGCAGGUGGAGUUCGGCAACGAGAUUGGGGAUAACCACCGCGUCACCUUCGCCCUCACUUUGCCGGACGAGUCGAGGUUAGAGGCCGGGUCACAGCUCAUCUUCUCCUUAGGGAACGAUGACCUGGCUCUCGGUAUGACCUUUGACCUGCGACUACCAUCUGGAACCUUUCAUAAUGUGUCCUUGGUCGCACGCGGUCACAGGGCGAGUCACGGCCUUGCGGACGGCAUGGUCGCCCUCGACAUCGACUCUCCCGUGACUGACGACGUCCACUUCCACCUCCACGUGAAGAAACAGGAGACUGACGGCAAAACGGACGUCGGCGUUACGCUGACGUCCCACUCGGGCGCCAACUACUGGGACCCCAUCUCAGGCAAAGCGACGUGGCAGUGGGACGGCACGCGGGCCAACGUGGUGACGGAGGUGACUUGGGGAGGCAUGACGAUCAACUUCGACGCCCUCGGGUCCUACAAGAUCAUCCAGGGCGAGCACCAGAUCCUGGGGUCGGCUGAGCUGCGAGUCCCCGUCGAGGCGCCCAUAAUCUGGCAGCAACUGAAGGCGACGGUGGUCGGCACCUUCAGCGUCAGCGAUAACCCCAGUAAACUGAAGAUGAGCCACACCAUCGCCGUGUACAAGGAUUACAGGGAAAUCCUCAACACAGACGGCGAAGUGACAAUCCAGGUACCUAAGGCGGAGGGUCGGCUCUCCCUGUCCCACUCUGGCUCCGUCGCCACCAACCACGUCUACACCAUGACACUUACUCACCGCCCCCCACACCCACCUCCCCCCAGCCCCCGACCUCCACCCAGGGCCCGAAACACCGGCACGGCGCCGCGGUGGAACGUGCCGGGUCACGGAGGCCGCCCGCCCGCCGUCAGCAACGCCGAUCCCACUCCAAUAGACGGCAGGGAGGUGACCGUCCAGGGGAGCUACAGAGAGGAGGGCUACCUCAGCGUCGCCUUCAGGACGGAGCUGAAGGAUAUUAGCAUCGGCAUUAGAAAGGGAAAUGGUACUUCGUUUUCUCUGACGAGUGACGGGCAGGUCGUGUAUCGAGGGUCGAGGACGAAGCUUCACCAUCAGCUCUCCAUCACGCCUUCAAAGGCCUCCUCCUUCUUCAGGCUAUCUCCCUUCCUUGGUAGAGUCCUCAAGCUGACGACGAGCCGCACCAAGUACAGCCUCCACCACUGGGGCACGAACGUCGACCUGAGUUGGGGUGCACGUAACUUCACGUACCGAGAUGACGUGCACUUCCGCACCUUCCGCGACUGCACCAUCAGGCUGGAGAUGGACGCCCCUUAUCUCAACUUCGACAAAGUCACAGUUAAGUUGGAAUCGAACUUAGAAGGAGAAGGAGAGCAAGCGGUCCACGGCAUGUACUUGGUGCACAACGCCACGCUCCACAGUGCCAGAUUAACAUACUACAACCACGACGUCGAGGAGGAGCGGGUGUGGCAAGCGGGCGUGAGUGACCUGGUGGUGAAUGCCAAGUCGUACAGUGACCUGAUAGUGCGUCACACCCUCGCUCUGCCUGGUGGUGGUGUGCAGAUAAAGAGCAGCCUGACCGUCGACGCCACCCCGGUCGUGGGCGUGACCGUCACCCACACUUCGGAGACGCGGGCGUUGUUACUCUCCGUGUGUUCCACCAGCGAGGAGUGUGUACGUCUCCAAGCUCACGCCCACGCCCGUAGCACGCCCUCCACCAGGACUUAUUCCGUGGCCGCCCAUGCUCUCAACUCCCUCUUCUGGCAGACUCCUGACGAUCCUUUGGUGCAGAAUUCCGUCACCUUCACCGCGGAGGAAACGUCUGAGGAGGUGAUGGUGACAGGUGGCAUCCGGCGCGUGGAGUGCCAGAGGGUCACGUGUGAAACCUUCGAGAAUCGGGGCCUUCUGCACGCCACUCUCCGCCUCACUCCCGAGACUCUGGACUUGCUGCUGGACACGACCAACCGGACAGUCCAGCUCAUGACGGUGUCGCGGCAGAACGUGGUGGAGGAGGCGGAGAUUUCGUCACUGCCAGGAGGUCGUCUGGUCUCGAGUUCUAACUUGGAGACUCGUCUAUGGCUCGACAGGACGGGCGAUCCCGAGGGCGUGGUGACCUGGAACUCGAGCGUUGCCCAUUAUGCUUCUUCCAGGGCCUCCGAGUGGGCGGUCCAUUCGCGCCUGCAUCAUAGUUCCUUCGAUAAGAUUCUCCGAGUGGGCGGGAACAUCGUAGCUGAUCAGCUGUCCAUUCGUGCUGCUUUGCUCUUGGACAUGUUCAGUGCCUUGGAAGACGCCCUCAGACUCGACCUCGAGAUAUUGCAAGACAGCGGCAACCACAUCCUCAUUGCUAACCUCACUAAAACGAUGAGCGCCUCCCCGAGAAUCAUAGACGUGGUGGCGUCCUUCCUGCCUUCCCCCGACAGCGCCCAGGUGAGUGUGGUGAUGCUGGUGCCUUCGUGGAGACCCGACCCCUACCAGCAUCACGAGACGCAUCACGACUCCCGCUUCACCCUCACCUGCGGCUUGGACACGGGGCAUCGGUACCGACACGCUACCGCCGACUGCACCCUCACAACGCCUUCAGUCCGGGAAAAGAUCAUGGUGGAGUACCAUCUGAUCGGCAGCGGGGGUUGCAAGGGCCUCGGCGCCUCCGUCGGGAUGUUCAACCGCACUUAUCUGGCGGAACAGAAGUCCUGCCUCAGCCCCAGCAGCAUCCAAGCCAGUCUCGCCCUUAAGACCGCCGGCCAACUGGAGGACGAGAUGGCCCUCCGCCUCGGCCUUGUGGACUCCCGUCGGGCGGAGAUGGACCUCCUCGACGCCGUCCACAUCAAGUUCCAACUCCACCCGCCGUUCCUGCUCCACGCCAUGGCCCACUCGCGCGGUACGAUGUGGAGUAGGUGGAGGGAUUUCAAGGACGGCAUCCAGGGCGAACUGGACGACAUCAUCAGCACGGCCAAAUCGGUGACGAGGACCAUGGCCACAGACUUGGACGUGAUGGACGGGUUAGCGCGGAUGGCCAGCCCUUCCCCCGCCCACAUGCUGGCCACCCACUCGCGACGCCACGUUGUGAUGAUGGUGAACGAGCUCAGGAACGAUCAGCUACUGAAGGACAUCGCGCAGAUGGCCCAGGCGUGCGUCGAUGUCACCAGUGUCAUGGUGGAGGCGACAGUGGCCUACAUCAGCCACAACUUCGGGGAUUUGAUAUCCGAAGUGGGCAUGGGCGUGAGGGUGUGGACGGAGGCUGCAGUGACCAACGCGGGCUUCCUCCUGAUGCAGAUUAUCGAGGGGCUGAAGGAGACGAUCUCGACGACGAUCAACUUCGUCUCGGAAUUGCCAAUGAUGAUGUUGGACCAAGCUCUGUCGGUGCCUCUCGUGUCCGACGCCGUGGAAUGGAUAGUGAUACAUGCGAGAUACGUACAGAGUUCUAAGGUGUAUGCAUUCUUCACCGCUGCGACAAGAACUACUGUUCGUUACGUACAUAAGCUCUUCUCCUUGCUGUAUCCUUGGAACGGAACCCCAUAUUCCUCGGAGGUGGCUGCAGGCGUCUGGAACAUCUGGAUCCCACUACCUGAAUGCGGACACUCUCUAUUCGACGUGUGGAACGUACUAACAGGUAGUGCGAGGGCGGCACGGCAUCGACUGAGCUUCCCGUCGGCCGUGCAACGCUGGUGGCAUCUGCUCACACACCCCACCGAGCUGUUCCAUCGAGUAGUCCCGCCGUUUACAGGUUACGGAGCGAUCGUUGGGGAAAAUCACUUUAUUACGCUGGAUGGCCUGUCGUACACCCUGACUCCGUCCUGCGCCCACGUGCUGGUCACCGACGCCCGCGAUGGCCUUUUCACUCUUGUUUCGAGCUUAAACGUUACGCAAAAUCGGCGCGAGUAUACCCUCUUCUUGGGAGACACAACGCUGAAGGUGCUGCCGGACUUGCAGGUGGAGGUGAACGGCGACCGCGUCCCUCUGCCUUACUCCAGCGACGUCCUGAGCGUGAGGAGGGACCCCCAGCUCCUCUCCGUCAGCGCCAGGGACAGCCUCGGCCGCGACCUGGUCAUGGUCUCCUGCUGGGACUCCUACCACGCCUGCGUCGUCGGGGUGAGCGGGUGGCUCCACGCGGACACGAGAGGCCUCUUGGGACACUACGACCUCGACCUCUCCAACGAACUCAUGAGACCCAGCGGCGGGGUGGCUCUCAGCGGAGAGGUGUUCAGUCAGAGCUGGCAGGUGGGGUCCAGCUGUCCGCCAGACCAAGUAUCGCUCGAAAUUCCAUCUAAUGUUCGAGCUCACCAUUUGUGUCGCAAGUUCCUCCUGCACUACGGUUCUGCGGCCUUCCCAUGCCAUGACUACGUUGACGUCCACCCCUUCUACACGACCUGCGUCAGCCACCUGUCUCAGAUCCAGGAAAGGAAGGGCAGACCUGGCCCCGCGGCGAGGAAGCGCGGCAUGGCCUCCCGCAGGAUGCCGCGACGGGUCCUGCCACGCAGACCCCCCGGCGCUGCCGAAGAGCCCUCUCGCGUCUCCCGCAUGCCCGAGCACCGAGCGCCCCGCCCCAAGAGCAGCAACAACCUGUUCUUCCUCCACAACCAGGACUACGCCGAGCCCAACGGCGAGGAGAUGGAGGCCUCGUGCAACGUCUUGGCCGCCUACUCCAGCGUGUGCUCCAAGAACGACGUGAAGCUGCUGCCUCCUCGGCCCUGCGCAAGGAAGGGGAAACUCUCCUAUGAGGAGCCGAUGUCACAGCCGCCCGAGAUGGACAUCGUGAUGCUGGUCGACGAAAACACCUGCGACGACUUCAUCUACGAACACCUUGUGGGUCCUCUGCCUGGCGUCCUCAAGAGAAUAGCUCAGGGGAAGAACGUCAGCGACGUCAAAAUGGGCAUUCUCGGCUACGGUUCCGGAGGCGGCGACCUCGUCUACUACUCCUCCGGCUCCUCUUUCCUCUCGUCGGUUUCCCGCCUGAUGAAGACUCGCCCGCAGGACACCCAGUCCCCAAGGGCGUCCCUUCUGCAGGGUAUGAGGGCCAUUAGCCACUUCCCCUUCCGACCAGGGUCCAUCAGGGUGGGUCUGGUGAUCCGCUGCAGCGACCAAGACCUGCCUCAGUUCACCGAGAGUCUCCCACGAGAGAUGACCCGACGCCGACUCUCUCUUUUCACUCUCACACCUGACCUCCUCCUCUUCGACCCCAGGCGACCCAAGGCGGUCAGGAACACGAUAGAACACAGUGGCGGCGGGGUAUUCACCGUGACGCCCCUGAGAGACGAGUCCAAGGCAGCUUACUACAUGAAACUCUUCAGGAAGGUCCUCAGUCGAGCCAUUGUUAAAGUGGUUCACAGUAUUUCUGUGCAAGAAACUAUUGCUAGAUUGCUGCGCAAUGAACUAUCGCUAGAUUUUGUGCAAUGA